AUGAGAUUCACCCAGCCUCGCCCUUUUCAUCGACUCGCACCCCGGCUUGGAGAUAUGAGAGUCCUAUGCGUGGCUGAGAAGCCAUCCAUCUCCAAGGCUGUGGCCGGCCAUCUCUCUGGAGGAUCCUUUGCAACAUACAUCAAGAAUUACGCGUUUGACUUUGACUUUGGCCAGCAAUGGGGAAGCUCAUCCGUCACCAUGACCUGCGUUACAGGCCAUCUCACCAACGUCGAGUUCACCAAUGAGUACAAGAACUGGAGUCAUCCGCCACCAGAAUCACUCUUCACUGCACCUAUUGUGAAGAAUGUCCAUGAUGACAAACGAGAUAUCGCCAAGAAUAUAGCAGAUCAGGCCAAAUAUGCUCGUCUGCUGGUGAUAUGGACCGAUUGUGAUCGGGAGGGAGAACACAUUGGACAGGAGAUUGUCGACGCGGCAAAGGUGGGCAACGCUGCCAUCCAAGUAAAGCGUGCCAGAUUCAGCAAUGUGGAACGAGCACAUGUGUUAGCGGCUGCUAGACGUCUUGUCGAAUUAGACGAGAAGCAGGUCAAUGCCGUUUCAGCAAGAAUAGAGCUGGAUCUUCGCAUUGGAUACGCGUUUACGCGAUUCAUAACAAAUAACCUCAAGCCUCUAGGCGGACCUCUGGCCGAGCUGGUUCUGAGUUAUGGAUCAUGCCAAUUUCCAACUCUGGGAUUCGUGGUGGAUCGGUAUUUUCGCGUCAAGAACUUUGUCCCUGAGCCGUUCUGGGGCAUCUCGUUGACACACAACAAGGAGGGCAAGCAAGUUCGCUUUUCCUGGGCCAGGAACCGUCUCUUUGACAGAAUGACAGCUGUGUUGCUAUACGAGAGAUGUCUCGACGCAAAAAAGGCCAAAGUCACCAAAGUGCAGGAAAAACCAACUCGAAAAUUCAAGCCGUUGCCUCUCACCACCGUUGAACUUCAAAAGGCAGCCACUCGCUUGCUGCGAAUGUCUGGUCAGCAGGCCAUGACGGUAGCAGAAGGCCUCUACAACAAGGGAUUCAUCAGCUACCCGAGAACAGAAACCGAUCGCUUCGACAAAGGCAUGAACUUGAGAGCUCUAGUUCAAAAACAGACGACGGAUCAACGCUGGGGCCCUUUCGCCCAGGGACUCGUCAAUGGCGGCUUCCAACAACCAAGAGAGGGGAGACACGACGACAAGGCUCAUCCACCUAUCCAUCCCAUUGCGCAUGUAGCACCAUCUGUAUUGAGCUACGACGAAGGACGGCUAUACGAGUAUGUAACACGUCGAUUCCUCGCAUGCUGCUCCGAAGAUGCCAAGGGCAUGGCAACCGAUAUUGAACUCCAGUUUGGAGAUGAGUACUUCAGUACACGGGGAGUCAUUGUACUUGAACGUAACUACCUGGAUGUCUACGUAUACGAAAGCUGGAACAACACCACAGAACUUCCCAAAUUCACCGUUGGAGAGCAAUUCGAGCCCUCAGAAGCAAUGAUGACAGAAGGCAAGACGUCACCGCCAAACUACCUCACCGAAGGAGACCUCAUUGCGCUCAUGGACGCCAACGGUAUCGGAACCGACGCCACCAUGGCGGAGCACAUCCAAAAGAUCCAAGACCGAGAAUACGUAGCGACAAUAAUGAGGGGAAACGACACCGCCGGAGGAGCAGCAGGAGAAAACGACGAGGAAGAAGCAAAUGGAGCCCCGGCUGCACGAGGCGGGGGCCGCGGUCGUGGAAGAGGAGGCCGAGGCCGCGGAGGAGGCGCCUCAGCAAGAGGGGGGCGAGCAAGUGGGCUGAAAGUGUUUGUGCCGACUCAGCUUGGCGUAGCCCUUAUCCUGGGCUUCGACCGGAUGAGCUUCGAAAUGAGCCUUGGCAAGCCCUUUCUGCGCAAGGAGAUGGAGCUCCAGAUGAAGGCCAUUUGCGAGGGGAGCACGACGCGCCGGGCGGUUCUCGAGCAGAGCAUCGCGCAGUAUAAACAGGUGUUCUUGCAGUCGCAGGAACAAGUGGGAGUCCUUAAGCAGGUAAGUCAAAAAGCUGUUACUUUUCCCAAUGUUCUUUGGCAAGUAAUAAUCGUCUAA
Messenger RNA from Trichoderma gamsii, 2052 nucleotides. RefSeq names its product DNA topoisomerase III. The record is from RefSeq and is a predicted model, not a curated record. Gene Ontology annotation, molecular function: DNA topoisomerase type I (single strand cut, ATP-independent) activity; DNA binding. The coding region runs from base 1 to 2052 and encodes 683 amino acids. The transcript has 5 exons. Gene Ontology annotation, biological process: DNA topological change. NCBI's taxonomy places the organism in Eukaryota, Fungi, Ascomycota, Sordariomycetes, Hypocreales, Hypocreaceae. Gene Ontology annotation, cellular component: nucleus.